Messenger RNA from Coregonus clupeaformis (lake whitefish), 2935 nucleotides. Its product is annotated as nectin-2. The record is from RefSeq and is a predicted model, not a curated record. The transcript is spliced from 10 exons. Bases 339 to 1871 code for a protein of 510 amino acids. Lineage: Eukaryota; Metazoa; Chordata; Actinopteri; Salmoniformes; Salmonidae.
UCACCCAGUAGGGAUCUCUCCGCAGUGUGGAAGUAGUUGGUAGAGCGCAGGCAAGUCUAAUCCACAAAACACCUUUUCAGCUACGGGAGAAAUAUAUAUCUGUGUGAUUGUCUUGUCCGCAUCGCUUGGACCAAUUGGAUAGGAUUUGUAUUCAUUUUAACAGGCUCCGACAGAAGCGCAGUCAGUGAAGGACGUUUGAAUUAUUGACUUCUGAUUAAGUUCAAACUGGUAAAGGACACGGAUAUCAGAGGAUUUUAUUGUUUUAUCAACGACAUAAGAUUAAUUUAAAUCAAAAUAUUGGUGACACUGUGCUAAAGAAAUAAAGCAGCACAGACAGCAUGGCGAGAGAGGACGCUCGGAACUGGCAUGACUUCACAAAAAUGAUCGGACUGUUCAGCGUGGUCACUUUACUGACUUUUCAAGGGGUGGUGUCUCAGCGGGUGAAGGUGGAACCGGAGGUGAUGUCAUACCCCAGCCAGGCGGUCAACCUGAGGUGUGCCUUUACAGACGCUGGAGGGAUACAGCUCACACAGGUGUCCUGGAUCUAUGAACCCAAGGAGGGCGAGAGGCUCAACAUCGCAGUGUACCACCCUAGCUUUGGGGCAAGUUACCCCACAUCGCCCCUGAAGGGGCGUGUCAGCUUCACAACUAACCCCCCCUCCCUCAGCAACCCCUCCAUCCAGAUCUCGGACGUCAAGAUGACUGACGAGGGGAAAUACAUCUGUGAAUACGCCACCUACCCCAGCGGCAACGAACAGGGCGUCACCUCCCUCGUCAUGCUAGCCAAACCCAGGAACUCUGCCUCCGGGGUAACAGCGAUAGCCUCCACUGUCGCCGCGGGAGCCAAGCCAGUUGUCGUGGCCCGCUGUGAGUCGGUCGACGGUCGCCCUGCUGCCCAGAUCGCCUGGGUGACGGCUGUCAACGGCAACGCUACCUCCGCCUCUAAGGCGGGCGUUGACAACACCGUGACGGUAUCCAGCGAGUACAUGCUGGUUCCCACAGCAGCAGACAACGGCAAAGACAUCAGCUGUGUGGUGUCCCACCGGACCCAGGCCAAGCCUGAGAGCUUCCUGAUGAAACUGACCAUAGAGUACCCCCCACAGGUGACCAUCGUGGGCUAUGAUAAUAACUGGUACGUGGGUCGGACCAACGUGGCUCUGACCUGUCAGGCUACUGGCAACCCCAUCCCUACCACCCUCACAUGGAAAACUAUGAGCGGUCAGAUGCCAAACACAGUGCAGAUAAAAGAAAAUGUGCUGACCGUGCUGAAGGUGGAUGAGCAGACCAACACAACCUUUGUCUGCGAGGUCAAGAACCGCCUGGGCACCGGCAAGGACCAGGUCACUGUUAUGGUCAGAGGUACACGACUGCCAGUGAAGGGUCCUGCUACAGGCAGUAUUAUAGGAGGGAUCAUUGGGGUGGUUCUGCUGCUGGCCAUUAUUGGCAGUGUUGUGGUCAUGGUCCGCAAAAAACGCAACCAGAACAAUGGAGAUGGUCCACCCAAGCACAAGCCCCCUCCCCCUAAGAAGCAGCAGACCAUCAGCAGCUCUACUGAUAGGCUGAACACCAGUCGAGACCCUGUGGAGAGCGAGGAUGGACCCGUGGACCACCUGUACUACGCUCCCCAGAAUGGUGAGCCCAGCACGGACCUGGAUGCUUACAGUGAUGAGGAAUACAAUCGUGAUGCGGAGGAGUUGUACUACGCUGACGCCCCCUCUGGCUGGGAUGAGCCCAGGCUGAACAAAGUCCCGCCCCUGUACGCCCCCAACCAGUACAAGGCCAAUGAUUACCAUGACAACGAGGAGGAUAACCCCACUGCCGCCGGAACAACUCGUGGAAACAGCUUUGUGUCCCAGGCCAUGUUUGUGUGAAAACGGGAGACAUUGGAAGUGUGUGUGGGACUAAACCUGUUUGUACAUGAAGAACAUCAGACACUGGAUGUCUGUGGGAGGGCCGCAGUGUAUGCUGGUUGUAGUCAUUGCCGUUCAAUUUAUCUCCAAUUUAGAAUUUUACUUUGUGAACUAAAGUGAGUGUAUGUAUUAGGUUCUAAUAACGGGAAUCAUGUUUUUUAAAAGGGGAUCCGCUUUACCGUUAAAAUGCUGUGUAAGUUAGACACAACAUAAAAUAACUCUAACUUGUACCACGGUUGGUUGAAACUCCUUUGCAUGUUGUGGUUAAAGUCCCAUGUGUACAGUAUGUGUGUGAGAUUGUUUAAAAGGCACAGAUCCAGGGCCAGCUUACCCUCUCUGAAUCCUAACCAUUACCAUUAGGGGGAUAACGCAACACUGACCUUGGAUCAGAUCAGUGUGUAUUGACAGCCCCAUCAUACUGUGUAAUGUAGAUGGGUUCUGGGGUCCGUAGACUAGUAGUACACUACUCUGAGCUAAAGGCAGUAGGAUGACGUUGCCUAUAGACAGUGGUGUAAGGUCAGUUAUGUGUUUUACUCCCUAAGGAUUAUUUUUAAGAUUUUACAUCAUGUAAUCUGAUCCUAGAUCUGUGUCUGAGAUACAAUUUUGGAUUCCUGGAGCCCAAUACAAGCCAUAAGAGAACAAAAAUCAAACAAUGUAAGUUACUGACAAUCUUUUAACUAUAAAAAGGAAAUAUAUUUUACCUUUUAACAUUGAUUUGUCUAAACAUUGAUGAUUUGUGCCUGUUCGCUCAGGAUUUAAAAGCUCUAUUAACAUGCUCUACCACAGUAUGUUGGUUACAGAAUGUACUAUGUAGGUCUACUGUUGAAAUGUCCAAUAUUGUCAGGGUCUAGGUGUUUAUACAAUUUCAGGGUAUUCUCUGUACAAUCACUUAAUUGUUAAACCAGAUGUGCCUAUUUUUGUAGUGUGUCUGAUUUUAAAAUGUGAAUCAAACAGAAUAAGGAAUGAUUUUAUCAUACUGCGCUGGUUACUAGAUUAUUUUUAAUUCAAUAAACAUUUAAACUGUG